AUGUCGUUCAGUAAAAAGGAAAAAGAUAGAAUAAAAAAAUUACAUGUUUUAUAUCAAUAUAAUAGACUACAUACUUUACCACAACUAUUAUGUCCAAAUGAGUGUUCUGAAAACGAAAAUACCACAAUUGAACUGAAGGUCGAUGAUAUUCCUUCACAUCAUACUCCAGACAAUUUGCAAUACCAAGCUUUACCCUUAGUUCUAAGUGAACUAUAUUUGAAAAAAUUUUAUAAUAGCUGUAAAAAAAAUCAAAUUGUAUUGGAGGAUAAAAUUCGAGGCCAUUUUAGGAAAAGUAGUUUCAACACAAGAAAACAAUGCAAACUAAUAAACAAAACUAACCGUCAUUGUGAUGUUAAAUUAUAUACUGAUGAUAAUAAAAGUGCUGCUAGUACUACUGUUAUAAAGCCCAUAGAAUUUACCAAAAUCCAUCACUAUAAAUUUUGCAAUUCUUGUGGAAAUUUAAGAAUACCAAUAAUUAACACUGAAUAUAAGUUAUUUAAAAGAAAAUUUACCAAUGUUACUGUCGACAUUAAUGCAGAGGUAUGCAAUUCUACUGCUAUUAAUAUUACUAAAAAACCUAAUGCAAUAAAUAAUAGUGAAAAAAUAAUGGUCAAUAAAAAAAUGGUCAAUAAAAAAAACAAAUAUUGUUUGCAACUUCAUUGCUUAAUAUGUGAUGACACUUCAUAUAUUGAUUACAUAGAUAUACCGCCAACUACUCCACUUCUUAAUGUUUCUACUACUACUACUACUACUACUACUAAUAGACCAUUACUGAAUGCAGAAGUUACAAAAGGUAAUGAAACUUUUAUCAAAAAGAAAAACGCCCUAUCCAAGCAAAGAGCCAAAAAACGUAAAGCUAAUACUUUGGAGAAUAUUUUAAAGGAAAAAAAAAGAAAAGAAGAAGAAUCCAAGAAAAAAAAGUCCAUGUCUUUGAGCCUAUCUGACUUUUUAACCAAAUAA
Molecule: messenger RNA, 960 nt
Organism: Saccharomycodes ludwigii
Lineage: Eukaryota; Fungi; Ascomycota; Saccharomycetes; Saccharomycodales; Saccharomycodaceae
Gene: SNM1
Product: Snm1p
Exons: 1
Coding region: 1-960 (319 amino acids)
Source: RefSeq, a predicted model, not a curated record